Thyridium curvatum is the source of this 897-nucleotide messenger RNA. RefSeq lists its product as uncharacterized. The record is from RefSeq and is a predicted model, not a curated record. The coding region runs from base 1 to 897 and encodes 298 amino acids. NCBI's taxonomy places the organism in Eukaryota, Fungi, Ascomycota, Sordariomycetes, Thyridiales, Thyridiaceae. The transcript has a single exon. Gene Ontology annotation, molecular function: carboxy-lyase activity.
AUGCAUGCUCCUUGUCUUCGUAGAACCAUCUGGACAUGGGGGUCGAGCUCAGCUCGUACGCUUCAUUCGGGCAGGGCGGCUUUCCACACGACCAAGUCUCUGUCUUCGCGUCCACCAGCAUCGAAUCACCACGACACCCCUCACCCAGCUCCAAGGUUCGGCGAGCACCGACACGAUGCCCAUGCGACAUCCCAUCAACGGCAUAUCCGGCAUGAGCCCCCGAGGCCUCGCAGGAUUGUCAUAGGGAUCACAGGCGCCACCGGCACGGUCUACGCUAUCCGCAUUCUCGAAAUAUUACGACAGCUCGGGGUCGAAACGCACCUCGUGAUCAGCAAGUGGGCGCUCGCGACGAUGAAAUACGAGACGUCGCUGAGCGAGGCGGAGAUCCGGGGCAUGGCGAGCAAGACGUACACGGCCAAGGACCUCUCGGCGCCCAUCGCCUCGGGGUCCUUCCAGCACGACGGCAUGAUCAUCGUGCCGUGCAGCAUGAAGACGCUGGCCGCCGUGAGGUCGGGCUUCUGCGACGACCUCAUCUCGCGCGCGGCCGACGUGAGCCUCAAGGAGGACCGCAGGCUGGUGCUCGCCGUCCGCGAGACGCCCCUGAGCGACAUCCACCUCGACAACAUGCUCUUCCUGCGCCGCGCGGGCGCCACGAUCUUCCCUCCCGUCCCGGCCUUCUACACGAGACCGGCGAGCUUGGAGGACCUGGUCGACCAGACGGCUGGCAGGAUGCUGGACUCCAUGGGUAUACAUACUGACGGGUUCGAGCGGUGGGAGGGCUUCCAGCGACAACCGGCGGCGGGGAGCGCGUCGCGCAGACGCACCGCGGCGGCGAUCAACGACGGACAUGACGCAGAAUCAGAGGUACCAAAGGCAAGCAUGGGAGCGGCAGCAUAA